UUCAAAUAUGGGAGGCAAGCUUAACAAAAAGAACGGGUACAAUGUAAAUGAUGAGAAAGCCAAGGAUAAAGGCAAGAAGGCUGAAGGAGCUGGUGCAGAGGAAGAAGAAACUCCCAAGGAGAAUGACGAGACCCAGACAGUGACAGAGACCACAGAUGUGAAGGAGAACGACAAAGAGAAGACUGACAAAGAUUCCCAAGUUACUGCUAACAAGACUGAGGAUAAGGAAGCAGAGAAGAAUGCUGCAGCCGGCAAAGAAAAGGCUCCAAAACCAGAGCCUGAGAAGCUAGAGGCUGUCCCUGAUGGGGGAACAGCAGCAGAAAGUUACCAAACUAGAACAGGCUCUUGCCUCUACCCCAGCAGUAGUAAUGCUUCUAAGACUUUAGCACCUAGCAAUGAGGCAAAGGUCUCUGAGUCUUCAGAAACCACAGCAACUAGUAAAGUAAAUGACAAGAUCAAAGAGGAAGGGGAAGCAAAAAAGCCUGAGGCUUCCAUAGCUCCCAUCACCCAAGAAACUAAAAGUGAAUUGACUCCAGCUUCACACUCUAAACCUAGUACCAAGAAAGCUGUGUCUUCUUCCAAGGAGACUCCAACAGCAAUGGAAACCCCUAGCUAUGCACCCUAAGGCCCAGGAAUC
Messenger RNA from Vombatus ursinus (common wombat), 637 nucleotides. Its product is annotated as brain acid soluble protein 1 homolog. Gene Ontology annotation, biological process: negative regulation of DNA-templated transcription. Gene Ontology annotation, cellular component: nucleus; cytoplasm. Gene Ontology annotation, molecular function: transcription cis-regulatory region binding; transcription corepressor activity. Lineage: Eukaryota; Metazoa; Chordata; Mammalia; Diprotodontia; Vombatidae. The record is from RefSeq and is a predicted model, not a curated record. The transcript has a single exon. The coding region runs from base 8 to 625 and encodes 205 amino acids.